Molecule: messenger RNA, 1081 nt
Organism: Nicotiana tabacum (common tobacco)
Lineage: Eukaryota; Viridiplantae; Streptophyta; Magnoliopsida; Solanales; Solanaceae
Source: RefSeq, a predicted model, not a curated record
ACAUUUCGAAUAAUGUCACUUUAAUUGGAAAAACUCCCAUAUACCAUCGGGGUGUAAAAAGAAGGUGUUACAAUUACUGGUUUAAAAUGUUCUUCUUAAGUGGACUUCAUAGUUUUUCGUGAAAAAAGAGAAUAGGCUUUCGAAAGUCUACUUCCCUGGAAAAGAUAGAUUGAGUUAGGCGAUUUGUUUAAUUUUCUUACUAGUCAUGCAUAUGGUACAACUACAUCAUUUAUAGGUAGCAAUGAUGAUGCGGUAGAAGUUGGCAAUAAUUUAUUUUGUUGAAUCUGUUUUGAUGGGGAAGCAGAAAAAUCGGAAUGUGUUCGAGCAGCUAAUGAAAAUUGUAGAUGACAACAAACUCUGCUCUUAUUUCAACUGGGGCUCUCUUUGUUAUGAAACGUUAGUAAAAUCAUUGAAGAGUUGUUUGAAGCCCAAUGAGAAUGAGAAUGAGAAAGAGAAAAAGAAAGUUAAAGACAAGGACAUUUAUACUAUACUUGGCUUUCCUUUCGCUUUUUGUGUUUGAAUUAUGGAAGUAUUCCCAAAUUUUUAAGAAAAACAAUUUGUGAACUUUACAGAAUGUGGGUAUCAUCGGAUGUUAUGUUAUUCAGAUAUGAAAUCUCCACAAUAUGAUUCUCUGUAUAAAAAAUACUUCCAUAAUGAAAAUUUGUAUAAGUUGAUCGAGGUGACACCAUUUAUUCCUAUUGAAGAAGAUGCAGAGCCUAUUAGUGUGCAUGAGCCAUUGUCUCAAGAUCAAAGUUCAAUGCCUUCCUCCACACAAUGUGAUGAAGCCUUGCUUAAGGAAAUUGUUAAAAGAUUAUCAGAGAAGUUUAAAAAGGAUAUGCAAGCAGAAGUUACUCGAAUAAAUAAAAAAAUAGCUGUAUCAGAAAAAAGAUUCGAAAUGACAUCAAGGAUUUAAAGAAAGACGUAGGAUCAAAGAUUGAUACUUUGUUGAAGAUUCUUGUCAAACCUGAUGAAAGGAACAUAGAGAGAGAAUCUAUUGUUCCGCCCCCGAAGGGGUGAAGGAGUUUUUCUAAUUAAAGGACAAUCGAAACGGGAUUUGUUUGUUUAUUUCAGAGUCGCCACU